Rhopilema esculentum is the source of this 2466-nucleotide messenger RNA. RefSeq names its product NEDD4 family-interacting protein 1. Gene Ontology annotation, cellular component: perinuclear region of cytoplasm; endoplasmic reticulum; Golgi apparatus. Gene Ontology annotation, biological process: vacuolar transport; metal ion transport; positive regulation of protein ubiquitination. The record is from RefSeq and is a predicted model, not a curated record. NCBI's taxonomy places the organism in Eukaryota, Metazoa, Cnidaria, Scyphozoa, Rhizostomeae, Rhizostomatidae. Gene Ontology annotation, molecular function: WW domain binding.
GUAAAGAACUGUUAUCUUUGAUCAAACAAAUGGGUUUCAGGAUGUGAAAACGGCAACGGCAAGAAGUCAAAAUAUUUGCAGUCAUUAGAUUUCAGUAAAGAUUAUUUGAUUGACAACAAACAAAGGUAUUUAAGGAUGGCAAACCCUCCUCCUUACUCCACAAUAGAGGAAGACGUAGAUGAGCCUACACAAAAUCCAGACAGUGGUAUCUCACCAGAUGCUUCACCUCCUCCAUACCAUGGUAUUCAAGGUGAAAAUAUAGCAGAUACACCACCAUCUUAUAAUGACAUCGUCAAGCCACCAAGUUAUGAUGAAGUUGAAGCUAUGCAUAGGCAUUCAGCACUUCAACAGAUAUUUGGAAUCUCAGAUGACGAGUUGGAACUUCAAGAUCGCUCAAUUUCGUACACUUUACCGGUAGAAGAGCAAAUUACAAGCUUAAGUGUUGGGUCUGAUUACGCAUUUGUUGGAUUCUUCUUUCUUUCUUUUAUAUUGAAUUGGAUUGGAUUUUUGGUUGGUUACUGCCUUGGCAACACGUAUGCUGCCAAGUACGGCUCAACUGCUGGCUUUGGUCUUUCUCUCAUCAAAUGGGCCUUUUUGAUAAAGCACGCUGAUUGCUGUAUUGAUGUUCUGUCAGCUUUUCCUUGGAUUACGUGGCUAUUUGUAAUUGCAGGUUGGGUAAUGUUCCUGAAAGGCACAGUGUCAUUCUCCCGAAUCAAGAGAGGUGGACAGAGAGGCCGUUUAUGGAUUUUUUAACUCUUACUGGCUCACUGAUGGGUUUAUUUUUUAAUACAUUAGUCAAUUAACCUCGCCCGAUUGUCAAGCGUCAUUCAUUUGUAACAGCAACCCUCGGAGUCAUGAUUGGAUAUCAUUUAUGUAGGUCUGGAAUCAAGGAUUUUGGAUCAGCCUCUAAAAAUACGUUUGGCAAGGAUCGUGACACGCAUCGAGGACUAAAUUUGGAGCCAGAGUAACUAAACAGCUAAUCAGUUACAAGAAGUGGAUUUUGUGAGGUUUUCCAGGGAUCUUGGCUGGGAGCAACCACCCAUAAAUGUAGAUAUUUUCCAAAGCCUGUUAGUUUCAUAAAGAGGAUGAUUUGCAAGAAACUGUCAUAUAAAUGCCGCGCAUUAGCGUAUCGUGAUAAACAACUUGGCGAAAAUUCACACUAAUGCAUCCCCAGUAUCGUUAUGCGUUAUGUUCAAGGGGCCUGCGCAAAACGGGGCCUAAAUGGGACGCUUUUUAAGUUGUCCAAGGCCUUUUUGUCCAAAACACCUAUUGUAUUUACUUUAAAGGGCCUCUUCAGCCAAAUUUUGCACUUACAUUUUAUUGGCUAAUCUAAAGGAGUUGAACCUGCUGAUCACGAAUUCUUUAUUUGUUUUUCGAUAUUUUUUAAAGUUUUUCCAAGAUAUAAGCUCUUGCAUUUCGGUAAUUGAAUUGAAUUAACCGACAAAAGUUUUUCGGUUUGGUGACACUGUGACGCAAUUUUGACGUUACUGUGCAUUUCGUUAGUCUCGCCUCAAACCGAAUCGAACGACGGCGAUUCGCAAAUUGAACACUGCAAGAGAUGGUACUCUCCAACUGUAACCAGUUCUGUUCUACCGGCUUUUAGUUUGAGCAUUUCAGACACCAAUUCUGAAGCCUUUAGUUGUUCAUCGUUUCUGGAGAACAACUGAAGUGUCAAUUUCGAUUAAUUAUACGUGAGGGAAGAGCUGGAACAGGAAGCCGUAGCUUUGUGGGCCUACACAGUGAUCAAAACAAAGUCGUGACACAGCAUGGACACAUUCCGACCCGCAGACUUAAAAUGAUUGUAAACAUUUAAUAUUUUUCGAUCCUAAAAAGCUCCUGCUGUAUAUUUAGAUGCAGUUAUCAACGCGUGAUCAUGAAUCCUUCAAGUUUCGGUGGAAGCUAUACGAAAUUCAUGGCGAACGAGAGCCGCACAUUGUGACGUCAGAAUGUCACGAAACUGGUUCGGCUUUUGUCGUUUUUUUCUCGGAAAGGUGCAACUUUAAAGCCUUAUAACUUCUAAACUAAUUGGAAUUUUGCAAAAACAACGACUUUGCCAUAAUGCAUGCACCAGAUGCUAACUUUUUAGUCAAUAAAUUUUUUUUGGCUGGAGAGGCCCUUGAAGAGAUAAGACGGCUCCAAGGGUUAGACGGCUUAAGACAUAAGACGGCAUGUCAUUUGAUAAACCUUAAUUUGACGGCAGGCUCGAAUUCUUCCCAGGAGCGUUUGAAAUGGAACUCAAAUGAUUUCUUUGGGAAAUACUAGCUCUGUCUUCUAAUCUUUUUGUUGCCUAAAUCAACGUCGACUUGUGGUAUAUUUUGUAAUACCAAAACCCCGAUUGUUUAAAUUUUAUUUAUAUUACAUUCAUUUAGAAAUAAAUUGCGGCUGUAUAUGGAUAAAUUUGGUUAAAAAUUUGAAAUGAGCAUUUAUGUAAGAAUUUUUUUUAAUUACACUGUUGAUUUGGGGUCA